AUGGAUGAUCGAUCCCGCAACAACUCAGAGGCCCAGUCUCAUGCGACAAACAUUGACCAUACCCUAAAGGAACUUCAGCGAAAAGUCCGCGAAUAUGAAGCUCAGCUAAGCGAGUUGCGAUCCGCAGAGUAUAAGGCCCCAAGCACCGCCGCUGGCCAGGCUCAGAUCCUCAAAACAGCCUUUGACGACGUUGCCAACUCUGAACCAUUUCUCCCCUUCCCGGGCUCAGUUCUCCCUGCGCUGCUGGCUCUGCGCAAGACACACCAGACGAUCCAGGAGUCCAAGGCGUUUCUAGCUUCGCAGACAGACGCAACCGAGAGAAUAAAGAAGCGAUUGAAGGAUGAUGAAUCCGCGCUAAAGGACCAGCAGCUCCUCAACGAAGCUCUCAAGCAAAGAAUCGAGACUCUGCGCUCAGAGGCGGAUUCUGGAGCCAACGCGCAACCAGAAGAUGAAGCGCGCAAACGCAUCGAGGAACUACGACGAAAGAAACAAAAGUACAACAAAGAGACGAGCAAGCUGAUGAAGUCCCUCAACCGCUUCAUCAACGACCAUCUGGCUGUGAUGCUCGCGGCAGAAGCCAUGGGCGGCCCAGUCGUUGGAGACCUAAUGGACGCCGACGCUGAGGAGAUCGCCGCGGGCUUCAACGCGCAGGGGAAGCUCAAGAAGCCGAAAGGCGAGAUCAACAAGGACAAGAACCAGCGCCGCAUAGACGAUAUCUGGGGCCCGAGCGACGACAGCGGCAAAAAGAGAGAUGUGGCUACGGCUGCUGGCGAGGAGAUGCGGCAGCUUACAGAGGAGCUACUCAACAAGCUUGUUGAGGCGAAGGGAAGCAGCUCAGAUGCCUACGUGCGGCUGCCGUACGAGACGGCGUCGGCAAGGUUUCUCAUCAGGUCCAACGUGGCGCAGUUUCACCCGAAGGAUGCUAUGAGGAUACGGCUGGUAGAUUAUGGACGGGAGUUGGACGAUUAG
Molecule: messenger RNA, 969 nt
Organism: Trichoderma asperellum CBS 433.97
Lineage: Eukaryota; Fungi; Ascomycota; Sordariomycetes; Hypocreales; Hypocreaceae
Biological process (GO): mitotic sister chromatid segregation; kinetochore assembly
Cellular component (GO): nucleus
Source: RefSeq, a predicted model, not a curated record